AUGUCUCAAAAAACGUUGAAGUUCGUGAACUCGGUCUGGAAGUCAUUCCAAGCCACCUCCGGCUUGGAGCCGAGGCUUCUGAACAAUCUUCGCAUCACCAAUGCCAUACCAGGCAGUGUCAAAUUCGAACUCGACAUUGAAAGGCACCAUACCAACCGCCUAAAGAUCCUCCAUGGCGGCACCAUCGCUAGCAUGGUUGACCUCGGCGGCUCGCUUGCUGUGGCUUCAAGGGGCCUUUUCGCGACAGGCGUGUCGACGGAUCUGAAUGUGACCUAUCUCAACUCCGGCGGCACCGAGGGAAAUACCAUCCGUGCUGAAGUGACGUGCGAUAAGUUCGGCAAAACACUGGCGUACACGAACAUCAAGUUUUUUAACGACAAGAAUGAAGUCGUUGCGCGUGGAAGCCACACAAAGUACGUGACAUUUGCUUGGAAGGACCCGAACAACAUUGUCGAAGAAAUCAAGGCCGAAGAAGCAAAUUCAACCGAGUCGGGAGAUGCGAAGCAGUAG
Molecule: messenger RNA, 510 nt
Organism: Lasiodiplodia theobromae
Lineage: Eukaryota; Fungi; Ascomycota; Dothideomycetes; Botryosphaeriales; Botryosphaeriaceae
Product: Phenylacetic acid degradation-related protein
Exons: 8
Coding region: 1-510 (169 amino acids)
Molecular function (GO): fatty acyl-CoA hydrolase activity
Source: RefSeq, a predicted model, not a curated record